GGGCUGGACUGGGCGGUGUCAGCGGAGGCCCUCGUCAGGCGCGUCCGCCGCGCGACACCCGGGCAGCUGCGGCGCCGACGAGAGCGGCAGCGGGGAGGUCCGCCAUGGAGACCCGCUAUAACCUGAAGAGCCCGGCUGUUAAACGAUUGAUGAAAGAAGCCGCAGAAUUGAAAGAUCCAACAGAUCAUUACCACGCUCAGCCUCUGGAGGAUAACCUUUUUGAAUGGCACUUCACAGUUAGAGGGCCCCCAGAUUCCGAUUUUGAUGGAGGAGUUUAUCAUGGACGCAUAGUACUGCCACCAGAGUACCCCAUGAAACCACCCAGCAUUAUUCUGCUGACGGCUAAUGGACGAUUUGAAGUGGGCAAGAAGAUCUGUUUAAGCAUCUCAGGACAUCAUCCUGAGACCUGGCAGCCUUCAUGGAGCAUAAGGACAGCCCUGCUGGCCAUCAUUGGGUUUAUGCCAACUAAAGGAGAGGGAGCCAUAGGUUCUCUAGACUACACGCCCGAGGAGAGGAGAGCACUUGCCAAGAAAUCACAAGACUUCUGUUGUGAGGGCUGUGGCUCUGCCAUGAAGGAUGUCCUGUUGCCUUUAAAAUCUGGAAUCGAUUCAAGCCAGGCUGACCAAGAAGCCAAAGAACUGGCUAGACAAAUUAGUUUUAAGGCCGAAGUCAAUUCAUCUGGAAAGACUAUCGCUGAAUCAGACUUAAACCAGUCUUUCUCACUAAAUGAUUCACAAGACGAUUUACCUACAACAUUCCAGGGUGCUGCAGCAAGCACAUCGCUCAGGCUAGCCUUGGAUUUACCAUCCUGUCGUCACUCUGAGUGCUGCUGUUACAAGUGGGAUCCACCAUACCCAGUUAACAAGUGGCUGUUGAAACGAAUGUCAAGCUUCAGACGGGCAUUCUGCAAUAUGGCGCCCAGAAUCCAUCAGGAGCACCCUUGCCACAACCUACCCAGCCAGCUCCUAAGAAUACCUCCAUGAGCCCUCGGCAACGUAGAGCCCAGCAACAGAGUCAGAGAAGGUCGUCUGCUUCCCCCGAUGUACUCCAAGGCCAGCCACCAAGAGCCAACCACACGGAGCACGGCGGGUCAGCCAUGCUGAUCAUCAUCCUGACUUUGGCACUGGCAGCUCUCAUCUUCCGACGGAUAUAUCUGGCCAACGAGUACAUAUUUGACUUUGAGUUAUAAUGCUGGUCUAUGACUUCAGAGCUGUGACUCAGUUGCGUCAUUAAACAUUCUGCAUUGGGUAUAACCUAAGGAUUGUUUACAAAAGAUUAUUUUGUAUUUACCCUUCGUUACUUUUUUUAUUGUUAUAAAUUCAUUGUGCUAUAAGUAGACAUUCAGGCUGUGGCCCAGCAGUGUGUCGGAAGCCAUAGUCCUUGUCUUACUAUUUAAUCUACUUCACAGACAAGUAACUUACUGCGGUUGCUCACACCCACGCUGCUUUUCUACAGAGCGCAGUGCUUUUCUGUGUGUCCUUUGGCAUUCUCAGCUAAGAAGGUGUUUCCAUUGAGUGUUAUGGCUCCUCAGUCUCGCCUGUGAGUCCUUCUCUAGUUAGACAGUGAGGGAGAAGAUGGCGGUGGGGCACACUGCUCACUGUCUUCUUGAGCAGUGUCAUUCAUAGGAGAGACAUGGACGGGGAUCGCCCACUCUGUCAUCUUUGUACUGGAAACUGUGUGCAGUGAGAAUGAUUUUAUUUCAGACAUUUAUGAAGAUCUUUGUUAUAUUUUGUUUUGGAUUUUACUUGAAGAGGAGAGACUCUGCAGCACCUUGGUAUGCGCCAUCCCCAAUAUGGACACAAAUGAAAGAAACAGGCUUCCACAGCCUUCUCAGGCCAGGGUCCAAGCCAAGCAGUUGUUUGAUUUUUCCUUCACAAGUAGGUGAGGAGGUCACCAGGUUUGAAUCUUUACUUUGAUCUGACAUGGUUUGAAUUUUAUGCCCUGCUCUGUAAUCACUCUAGCUUUUCAGUAUUCCAGAGAUAUGCUUAGUAUUCAAAUUUUAAUAGGAAACUCUGGGCCCAAGGUACAGCGAUGGAUUAACCACAAAUAAACCUUUAUUUAGAACUGUUCACUGGCCUAAGAAACAUGUAAUGAAGAAUCCAUCUACCCUUAGUGCCAGCAAGUGCCCCAGACGCUGACCUGUACUCUUGUCAUCACAGUGCCUAGUGAGACUGCUCAGGACAAGGUUGCCUUCCCAUGCUCCUUCAGCAACCUCGAGGCACUUCGGAGGGCCCUGCAUUGCUGACUCGACUGUCCCCAGCUUUUAAAUAUAUCAUGCUCUUGAAGCCCAUUUGGAAGUUUGUUUUUGUUUUUUGUUUUUUUUUUUAAGGAGAACUGAAUAUAAAUGGUAUUUGGGUUCAGUCCACAACUGUUAGCUCAUGCAUCUUUUAGGUAUGUGUGGGAGGGUAGUUGUAAAGUCCUCAUGUGGUUUUAACUAAAUAUAAUUAUCGGCAAGAUAAAACAGCUCGCAAAAUCACUUUAAAGGUGAGCCUGGUUCUCACUCCUGUCAUGUGAUGUUGGGAUCUGUUGCCACUGAAGAGAAUUCCCCUUUGUAUUUGGUAGCUGGGUUUUGUUGUUACUGUUGUUAUCUUAACACCAGAAGUUUUAAAAGGGACCGAAUGCUAUAUAUAAUAUAAUCUUCCAGUUUAAUAGAGUAGAUUUUUAUAGUUAUUUAAGGAUUGUUUAUAGAUGAGGUUGGCAAAAAUCUAAAAAGCCCAAGGACUUUGUGAAGACUUCAUGUAAGGAAGACUAUAGAUUACCAUUUUAAAAAUAAUGUUCUUGCCAUGAAAAAGCAUAUUCUUAGUUUAUAAUAUGAGAAACUGUGGUUCCAUGAUCUAGUAAGAAGUCAGUAACGCCGUGGGAAGCCUGGGUGGCCUUCCCACUUAGGAGAAGAACCCUGGCGCUGUCGCCCUGGGCUGAGACAGCUCAUAUGCUAGAGCCGUGCCCCUCCAGUCAUCCCCCUCCAGUUAGGCCUGGCUAGUGUUUGGAGGGAGCUCUGCGGUCUUGCUGUGCUUCUGUGGUCACUUGUGCUGGGUGUGGAGGGAGAUCUCAUCCACUCCCUCACUGUCGCUAACUGGCUACCUCCUUAUGCAUGUUGGCAAUUUUUAGCACCUGAUACAUACAUCAAAGUGGUACGUUUUGUUUUUACCCAUGAUCCGCUAUCUAAAAAUUUUCCUCCAACCCCCACCUUGGGGUUAGUGGACUCAUGGAAGGCCUCUGUUGUCAAAGCCUCAGUUUAACCCCCCAGAUCCGGCAUAAGGCACAAACCAUGUAGAAGCUGGUAGGUAGGUCUUAAAUUCUUGUCUCCCCAGUUCUCAGAUUCAAAACUCAAGGCUUUUUCACUGACCAGCAUAUCAUAUGACUACACAUCAAAUUAGUCAAAAUAGCAUGCUUGAAAAAAUAUGCCUGUUUUGCUUGUAGCAGUCUAGCCCGCGGGAGCCUUCCAGAUCUGUAUGUGGGUGGGGCUCUGAUGUAGCACUUUACGUUUUCUUGCUGCUGCUGUUGGUUUAUUCUACUGAAAUAAAUGAUUUCAUCAAGCUUCUCAGUGAA
Molecule: messenger RNA, 3549 nt
Organism: Rattus norvegicus (Norway rat)
Lineage: Eukaryota; Metazoa; Chordata; Mammalia; Rodentia; Muridae
Source: RefSeq, a predicted model, not a curated record